Nerophis lumbriciformis (worm pipefish) is the source of this 6761-nucleotide messenger RNA. It is a transcript of the gene pds5a, whose product is annotated as PDS5 cohesin associated factor A. The record is from RefSeq and is a predicted model, not a curated record. Gene Ontology annotation, cellular component: chromatin; nucleus. NCBI's taxonomy places the organism in Eukaryota, Metazoa, Chordata, Actinopteri, Syngnathiformes, Syngnathidae. Gene Ontology annotation, biological process: mitotic sister chromatid cohesion; DNA repair.
UGAAUAGUCUGAAUGAGUUGAAAUGGUUGGUGUUGACAUUUUUCAAAUCAGUCUUGAAAUGUUGAAGUAGGAACAUGUUGAAUUGAGAAAUAGUAUUACAGAAUUCCUGGAAUUUUGGGAAAACCAGGAAUUUUUCCAGUUCAAAAAACAACUUUGUUUUUUGUCCUGAUUAAGAAGAAUGUUUUGACGGUGGAACAGUUGAAGUGGGUUGAAAAAUGUGAGAGGAGUAGUCGCCAGAAAAAAGGGUGGAAAUAGGGCUUUGGAAAACCAGGAAUUCUGGAAAAUCCUGGAAUUUUUUUGAACUUGGAAAAAAUAUAGUUUGAAUUUCCAGGAUGGUGGAAUGUGGAAUGGUUUGAAUCGGUUGAAAAAUGUGGGAAUUGCGGAACUUUGAAGAAUGUCCCAUUGGUUUAAAUGGGAAUUUCCCCAAAAUUUGGGAAUUUCGGUCAAAUCUGGAUUUUUUUGGAAAAUGGUUAAAAAAAAACAACUUGAAUAUUCUGAAUUAGCUGAAAUGGUUAGUGUUGACAUUCUUCAAAUCGUUCAAGACAUGUUGAAGUAGUCACAUGUUGAAUUAGGAAAUGGUAUUACGGAAUUUGGGGAAAACAGGUACAUUUUUCCAGUUCAAAAAACAACUUUGUUUUUUGUCCUGAUUAAGAAGAAUGUUUUGACGGUGAAAUAGUUGAAGUGUGUUGAAAAAUGUUGGAGGAAUAGUCGCCAGAAAAAAAGGGUGGAAAUAGGACUUUGGAACACCAGGAAUUCUGGAAAAUCCUGCAAUUUUUUUGAACUUGAAAAAAGGGUAGUUUGAAUUUCCAGGAUGGUGGAAUGUGUGGAAUGGUUUGAAUUGGGUGAAAGGGUGGGAAUUGUGGAACUUUGAAGAAUGUCCCAUUGUUUUAAAUAGGAAUUUCCCCAAAAUUUGGGAAUUUUGGUAAAAUCGGGAAUUUUUUGAAAAAUGAUUAAAAAAAAACAAAAACUUGAAUAUUCUGAAUUAGCUGAAAUGGUUAGUGUUGAAAUUCUUCAAAUCGUUCAAGAAAUGUUGAAGUAGGAACAUGUGGAAUUGAGAAAUAGUUUUACGGAAUUCCUGGAAUUUUGGGAAAACCGGGAAUUUUUCCAGUUCAAAAAACAACUUUGUUUUUUGUCCUCAUUAAGAAGAAUGUUUUGACGGUGGAACGGUUGAAGUGGGUUGAAAAAUGUGGAAGGAAUAGUCGCCAGAAAAAAGGGUGGAAAUAGGGCUUUGGAAAACCAGGAAUUCUGGAUUUUUUUUUAACUUGGUAAAAGGGUAGUUUGAAUGUCCAGGAUGGUGGAAUGUGUUGAAGGUGGAAUGGUAUGAAUAGGUUGAAAAAUGAGGAAAUGGCAGAACUUUGAAAAACGGCCAAUUCAUUUUGAAUGGGAAAAAUGUCUCGGGAAAUCUGGGAAUUUUUGGAAUUUGCCAGGAAAUUUCGGUAAAAGCGGAAAAUUUUUGGAAAAUAGUAAAAACUUCAAUAGUCUGAAUGAGUUGAAAUGGUUGGUGUUUAAAUUUUUCAAAUCAAUCUUGAAAUUUUUAAGUAGUAACUUGUCGAAUUGAGAAAUAGUAGUACGGAAUUCCUGGAAUUUUGUGAAAACCGGGAAUUUUUCCAGUUCAAAAAUCUUUUUUGGGGGGAAUUUGUCAAGGAAAGCCCGCGUUCCCCGAAGAGGCUGCAGAGUUUGAAGUUAGGAACGGUUUGAAUUGGGUGAAAAAUGUGGAAUGUAUAGCGCGCCAAAAUCUAGAGAAGAAGAAGAAGUUGAAGAUGAAUUUUGGUGUAGAAAACCAACAACAAGCUGCGGACCAAAAAUGUCCCCGGGCCGCACUUUGGAUACCCCUGCUCUAUUCAGCUCAGUAUAGUAAAUACUAUUUAACGGCAUAAAAAUAAACGCAGUCUGUAACCAAAAAACUAUUGAUAUGACGCCAAAAAAAAACUCAUUUUAAUUUACUUUCUUGAUUUUUUCUUGAUAUUUUUCUAUAUCCCAGAAGGCUACUUCUUGUUCCCGCCAGGUAUUUUCCCGUGUAGUACCCCUUCAAGACAAAGGGGGGCGCUCUACGCUUAGCCGUCACACGGAUAGCAGUGACUGAACGGAGCGAGCUUUGUGCCGAAAACUAAACCUAACCUGUGUCAGACUAAUGAAUUAAAUCGGCCAUCCUGAGAGAGGCCAGCAGAAGACGGUGUGGACGAGACGUCAACAAGCAUGGAGUUCCCGCAACAACAGAAGCCGGCGGGGGACGGCAAGAUCUUCUACCCGCCCGGAGUCAAGGAGAUCACGGACAAGAUCAGCAACGAUGAGGUGGUCAAGCGGUUAAAGAUGGUGGUGAAGACCUACAUGGACAUGGAUCAAGAUUCUGAAGAGGAGAAGCAGCAGUAUCUCGGCCUCGCACUCCACCUCGCCUCAGAAUUCUUCCUCAGGAACCCCAAUAAAGACGUGCGGCUGUUAGUCGCCUGCUGUCUGGCUGACAUCUUCAGGAUCUAUGCCCCUGAGGCCCCUUACACCUCCCAUGACAAACUGCAGGACAUCUUCCUCUUCAUUACAAGACAGCUAAAGGGACUAGAAGAUACCAAGAGCCCCCAGUUCAACAGAUACUUUUACCUUCUGGAGAACCUGGCGUGGGUGAAGUCCUACAACAUAUGUUUUGAACUGGAGGACUGCAACGAAAUCUUCACCCAGCUUUUCAAAACCCUUUUCUCUGUAAUUAAUAACAGCCAUAACCAGAAGGUGCAGAUGCACAUGAUGGACCUGAUGUGUUCCAUCAUCAUGGAGGGAGAUGGGGUCACACAAGAGCUUUUGGACAGCAUCCUCAUUAAUCUCAUCCCUGCACACAAGAAUCUGAACAAACAAGCGUACGAUCUUGCAAAGACUAUCCUGAAGAGGACCGUACAAACCAUGGAGAUGUGCAUUGCAAAUUUCUUUAAUCAGGUUUUAGUGAUGGGAAAGUCUUCUGUCAGCGACCUUUCGGAGCAUGUCUUUGACCUCAUCCAGGAACUCUUUGCCAUUGAUCCUUUGCUACUUACCUCUGUUAUGCCACAGCUGGAAUUCAAACUCAAGAGCAAUGAUGGGGAAGAGCGUCUGGCUGUUGUACGUUUGCUAGCCAAGUUGUUUGGAGCCAAAGACUCUGAGCUGGCCACACAUAACAGGCCGCUUUGGCAGUGCUUCUUAGGACGGUUCAAUGACAUCCAUGUUCCGGUUAGGCUCGAGUGUGUAAAGUUUGCCAGCCACUGCCUCAUGAACCACCCAGACCUGGCCAUAGACCUUACAGAGUUUUUGAAGGUGCGUUCCCACGACCCAGAGGAAGCUAUUCGUCACGAUGUCAUUGUCACUAUCAUCAAUGCUGGGAAAAAGGACCUUAACUUGGUCAAUGAUCAGCUGUUGGCUUUCGUAAGAGAGAGAACUCUGGACAAGAGGUGGCGAGUACGCAAGGAGGCCAUGAUGGGCCUGGCUCAGCUUUACAAGAAAUACUGUUUGCACCACGAGGCUGGGAAGGAGUCUGCACUGAUGAUCAGCUGGAUCAAAGACAAGCUGCUGCACAUCUACUACCAGAACAGCAUUGACGACAAGUUACUAGUGGAGAAGAUCUUUGCCCAGUUCAUGGUCCCUCACAGCCUGGAAACGGAAGAAAAGAUGAAGUGUCUCUAUUACCUUUAUGCCUGCUUGGACACCAAUGCUGUCAAGGCUUUGAAUGAGAUGUGGAAGUGUCAGAAUAUGCUGCGAGGCCUGGUUAAAGAGCUGCUUGACCUCCACAAGCUGCCGCCGUCUGAGGCCAACAGCACUGCCAUGUUUGGGAAGCUGAACAACAUAGCAAAAAACCUGCCAGAUGCAGGGAAAGCUCAAGAUUUCAUGAAGAGGUUCAACCAGGUUCUUGGUGAGGAUGAGAAGCUCAGAAUCCAGCUGGAGGUGCUCAUCAGUCCGACUUGCUCCUGUAAACAGGCCGAGAUCUGUGUGAGGGAGAUCACUCGCAAGUUAACUUUCCCCAAGCAACCCACCAAUCCCUUCUUGGAGAUGGUCAAGUUCCUGCUUGAACGCAUCGCCCCUGUGCACAUAGACUCCGAGGCAAUCAGUGCUCUGGUCAAACUGCUCAACAAGUCCAUUGAGGGCACGGCGGAUGACGACGAGGAGGGUGUUACUCCUGACACAGCCAUCCGCUCAGGCCUGGAACUACUCAAAGUCCUGUCCUUCACCCAUCCCACAGCGUUCCACUCGUCAGAGACCUACGAGUCUCUUCUCCAGUGUCUGAAGAUGGAGGACGACAAAGUGGCUGAGGCAGCGAUCCAGAUAUUCAGAAACACUGGGCAAAAAAUCGAAACAGAACUUCCCCAAAUAAGAUCGACGCUGAUUCCCAUUCUGCAUCAGAAGGCAAAGAGGGGGACGCCUCACCAGGCCAAGCAGGCCGUGCACUGUAUCCACGCCAUCUUUAACAACAAGGAAGUGCAACUGGCUCAGAUAUUUGAGCCUCUGUCACGGAGUCUAAACGCAGACGUCCCCGAGCAGCUCAUCACGCCCCUCGUGUCACUGGGUCACAUCUCCAUGCUGGCCCCAGAUCAGUUUGCCUCGCCCAUGAAAUCCAUAGUGGCGAACUUUAUCGUCAAAGACCUGCUUAUGAACGACAGGUCGGUGGGAAACAUGAAUGGAAAGCUGUGGACCCCUGACGAUGAAGUUUCACCUGAAGUUCUGGCUAAAGUGCAGGCCAUCAAGCUGCUGGUGCGCUGGUUACUGGGAAUGAAGAACAACCAAUCCAAGUCGGCAAACUCCACCCUGCGCUUGCUGUCAGCCAUGCUGGUCAGCGAGGGAGACCUCACGGAGCAAAAGAAAAUCAGCAAAUCGGACAUGUCUCGCCUAAGACUGGCCGCAGGUGGCGCUAUUAUGAAGUUGGCCCAGGAGCCCUGUUACCACGACAUCAUCACGCCUGAGCAGUUCCAGCUGUGCGGUCUUGUGAUCAAUGACGAGUGCUACCAGGUGCGUCAGAUCUUUGCUCAGAAGUUGCACUUGGCUCUGGUCAAACUGACGUUGCCACUGGAGUACCUGUCCGUCUUCGCCCUGUGCGCCAAGGACCCGGUGAAGGAGCGCCGCGCCCACGCCCGACAGUGUCUGCUGAAGAACAUCUCAGUGCGCAGAGAGUACAUCAAGCAGAACUCACUCACUCAGGACAAACUGAUGUCCUUCCUUCCUGAGUAUGUUGUCCCUUUUAUGGUCCACCUGCUGGCUCAUGACCCAGACUUCACAAAACCGCAGGAAUACGACAUGCUCAAAGACAUCAAAGAGUGUCUAUGGUUCAUGCUGGAGGUGUUGAUGACCAAGAACGAGAAUAAUAGUCACGGUUUUCUGAGGAAAAUGGUGGAGAAAAUCAAACAGACCAAAGAUGCACAGUGUCCUGAUGACAUCAAAGCCAACGAGAAGCUAUAUAUCCUCUGUGAUGUUGCUCUCUUCGUCAUCGUCAACAAGAGCACCGCGUGUCACCUGGACUGUCCAAACGACCCCGUACUACCCGACAAGUUCUACUUGGCGCCCGAGAAGGACUUCCAAAAUGACAAGGACUAUCUGGCAGCAGACAUGCGACAAAUGUUACUCACAGGAAAGCCUAAACCGACUGCAGUGUUGGCGACGGUCAACAAAGCCCUGACCGUACCAGGCAGAAAGAUCUUCAAGACCCCAGUAGUUACCAGCAGUAAUACCAGCACCACCAACUCCUCACCACUAAGCUCAUCCCCCGUCAUCGUCAACAAGAACACCAAGAGCAUCACAGCCACAGAACCGGCCGAGAGCCGAACGCAAGAAAACAACGAGAACCCGUUAAUCAAGAAUGAGGAAGGCAAGGUGGAGAAGGAGCCUAGUAAGAACGUCACCCCCAACGCCGGGAAGGAAACGCCGCCCGUUAAACGGCGUGGUCGGCCACCCAAAACGACGGCGGCUGCCCCUCCUGCGGCGGCGAGCAAAGACACGGCGAGCACAGGCGCCGGACGAGGUCGGAAGAGAGCGGCGGACGCCAACUCCACCCCAUCCACGGAGUCGGCCAAGGUGUCAAAGCAGCAGAAUGAUGAGGGGACAAAUCAACAGAUUGACGUGCAGAGGUAAAGGGUGGAGCCACAAGUGUAGUUAAAGGGCCAGAAUUCAACCAUGUUCUUCUCCUGGACACUUACGGACCUUUCUUAAAUCAUACCUGCAUACCUUUUACUUUCACACCACAUCCUAGAAGGUUUGUAAACACUCUGUAGUUAUGAUUUUAAGCUCCUUGUAUGUAGGUCUUAUCCCCCCGGACCGUUUAUUUUUGUUUUUUUUUGGCAUACUGCUGCUUUUGUGGAGACAUUUUUAAGAAAAGAAAAAAAGUCAUGGACGUUUUACAAAAAUUUUAAUCUGGUAUGAUUAUUGUUUAUUAAAUUCCCUGAUAAAACUCCUCCUGUACGACUCCUUCCUCAAUAAUCUCCAUAUAUUUUCCCCACUGCUCGGUCACACACUUUGUAAAUACUAAUCCAAAACAAUAAUGGCUGCAUGAACCCAUGCCAACCAUCUUUGUUACAACACUGUCUUCUUAGUUGCUUUAGGCUUGAACUUUCUUUUUUCUAAAGGACCAAAUGACAAGUUUGCAUUCUGACCUGCUCCUCCGCCGAGCCUGGAGGGAAAACACCUUUUUCAUAUGAAUUCUUUUUGUUUUUACUGUCAAAAGUAUGUGAUUUUACUUCACCCUGGAGUGCAUAAAUGGUAUACUACCAUGAAAGUAUUUUUCAGUCUUUGUCCUGUUUUAUAAUUAAAUGUAGUUUGUACCUUUU